Suillus bovinus is the source of this 930-nucleotide messenger RNA. RefSeq lists its product as uncharacterized. Lineage: Eukaryota; Fungi; Basidiomycota; Agaricomycetes; Boletales; Suillaceae. The transcript is spliced from 5 exons. The record is from RefSeq and is a predicted model, not a curated record. Bases 1 to 930 code for a protein of 309 amino acids.
AUGGAUGGGAUGACAACAGGGAACAUGAGGACGAUGGUAAUGGGGAACACGAGACGGGAUGGUGCUGACAAUGACAAUGAAAAUGUGAGGCCCAAUGGAGAAAAGCAUGACAUUGAUGAAAUGAGGAUGUACGAGCAGGGUAGGAAGGAAUGCUAUGAGGAGGGCAGUUGGGCUGACCAGGGUGAUGAGAUGGAUGGUCCAGGUGGUGGUCCAGAUGAUGCCAGUGAUAGCAAAAAGGGUGAUGAGCUGUUCAUGUUUCCGGGCAUGGAUAUAGAUCAAUAUCAUACAUGUUGGUUCAUUCAAUUCUUUGACCUAUCUAACUAUUCACAUGCAGGGCCAGGAAUCCCCGAACUCGAUGACCCCCGCCUUCGCAAGCGCAGAUUAACGCCAGAAGGAUAUCACACUGACACAGAUGAUGAACAGCAUGCACCUCCCAUGAAACGGCAUGUGAUAUUGCCCAGGUCACCCUUAACUAGUGAGGAUGAAGGAGCACACACACCUCCUGACAGCCAGUACCUCACAAUAACCAACACAGGAGGCCAUCAGCUCCAGCGACUAACUGCAAUACUGUCUAUUGACCCUCCAAUCAACCUUCCAAUUGACACUCCAAUUGACAAUCCAAUCAACCUUCCAAUCAACCCUCCAAUCAACACUCUUCCAAUCAACCCUCCAAUUUUGGAAGCACAACCAUCUGGUCGCCGUCAAUGUAGCGAUGUCCUUUGUCAGCACCAAGAAAAGAAUGGGUGUCCUAGGUCCCCUGAUCUAGACUAUUUGCAAGAACUUCGCCAAAGAGGUGAGGAUCAUAUCAAAGAAGGCAAGGAAGACAAAGAAGAACAGACCGAGGAUGAUAACAAUGACGAUGACAAUAACGAUGAAGUCCAGCCUGCAAGGAACAGCCGCAAAUGGUCAAAAGGCCCCAUCCCAACGUAG